This is a messenger RNA of Adineta ricciae, 1122 nucleotides long. NCBI's taxonomy places the organism in Eukaryota, Metazoa, Rotifera, Eurotatoria, Adinetida, Adinetidae. The record is from the annotation of a GenBank genome assembly.
AUGGAUAAUAAAUUGACGAAAAUUCGUCGAACAUUUGCUGCACAACUGACAGCUAAACAUAAACUUAAAUUAACGAUACCAAAUCAUGAUUCAUCGGAGGCAACAUUCGAAUUGUUUCUUCGUGAGAUGCAACAACAAUUACACAAGAAAUUAGCGAAGCAAAACGAACAAUUAUUACACGAAUCAAAUGGAAAUUCACCUCUUUUCAUUCAAAAGAAACAACUUCAAAAGGAUAUCGAAGAUUUUCAACUACUAGAACAACGGCAAGAUGCACGUGCCAUUCAACAACUUAUCGAACGCGUUGAACAUAUGGCAAUGUUCAAUCGAAAACGGGAUAUUGGUGGAAUUGCAUCAUCUAUUCAAUCGAGUCAAUUACCAAAUGAACCGAUCGUCAUGUCACCAAUCAAAUUCAAUUCACCAUUAUGUUCUUAUAGAGCUCUGUGCAGUGAAUUAGUCGAACGUCUAAACUGGCCAGCAGAAGUAUUUGCAUCCGAAUAUGAUCGUUGUUUUUGCAAAACGUGUUAUCCAUUGCCAAUGCCGAAUAUUUGUCAAGUGAAUACCGGAAAUAAAUAUCCAACGAUUAUUCCGAGAAACUGGAUGAAAUUCGGACUUAAAGUAGAUGGUGUUCAGGCUAAAGUUCAUCAAAUCUGGGACAAAUGGGCAGUGUCUUAUCAUGGAACAGUACCAUCGGCCGCGUUGUCGAUGAUAAAACAUCGUCAAAUUUGUUUACCUGGUGAUACACUCUUCGAUGGAACUCGAUUAGCUAUUCGAUUAGGACAUAUUCCUGAUCAAAAGGCAUUUUUCACUUCACCAACUAUACGUUAUGCAGCGCAAAAUCACUACGCAACUUCAAUGGAAUUCACAUCACAAAUAGAUAAAUGUGUUUAUACAGCUAAAAUUGUUCUUCGAUGUCGGCAAAUGCCUGAUUCGUUCACCGUCCAAGGUCAAACAUUAAAUAAUUCACUACAGAAUGAUUCCGACUUUUGUGAUCUCAUUCCCGACGAUGAAAUUGAAUGGAAAACCGACAAACGUGGUAGUGUAAUCUUCGAUGGACUAUGCGUUCAUUUGAAAAAAGUUCUCACUCAUGAGAAUAACUUUCAACAAACAACUGUUCACUACUGA